CUCAGUGCCGCCGCCGCCCGAGGUCUGGCAGGACCGGCCCAGCCUCGGAUGACGAGGAGAGAAGCGCGGGGAGGUCUGCCUUGCAGUAGACCAUGUGCAGGUAAUGCACAGUGAGAAACACUGGAGGCUAUGUCUGACGAAUCGAUUUCAGGGAGUGAUCCAGAUCUGGACCCGGACCUGGAGCCGGAGGAUAUGGAAGAGGAGGAGGAGGAGGAGGAGAUGACAGCGGUGGCCAUGGAGGAGGACAACGAUGGAGAUGACGAGGACGAUUUGCUUGACGAGUUUGACCAAUCCCAGGAAGGUGUUUAUGGCACUGAACACAUCCACCCUGGAGAAGAUGGGGAAUGGCAACGCUCCACUUCAACUACCUCAUCUCAGAGUGAGCAGGCAGAGCGACUAGGGAAGAACCAGCGCAAGAGCCUGACCUCUGAGGACACAAAAAAGAAGAGGGCUCAGAAACCUUCCCACAUGAGGAGGAACAUAAGAAAGCUGCUUCGGGAGGAUCAGCUGGAGGCAGUUACUAAGGCCGCCCAACUGGAAGAGUUGGAGAGAAGGAAGCGACUGGAGCAGCAGCGAAAAGACUACCCGAUCCCCAUUCCCCCUGUACCACUAGAAGACAUUGUAUUAAGAACAGGUGAUACUCCUCAGCUGCCCCCUCAGGUCUUAGCCCAGGAAGUGAUCUGCUUGGACAGCACCAGCAGUGGUAGUGAGGAUGAUACAAAGGGAGUACUUCAUAACAUGAAAGAUGAGGUGAUUGAACUCAGCUCAGGAGAGGACGAAGCUCUUCAGAUCGUGGACAGCAGUGAUUCUGCCAAUGAGGGGGAAGAUGAGGUGGCUGAGGAGAGCAGUGGAUCACAUGUGAACGAUGCCUUAAACCAGUCUGAUGCUUUGGGACAGGUCAUUGUCAAUAUCAACCAUCCCCCCAAUGAGGAGAAUAUCUUCCUGGCGCCUCAACUAGCAAGAGCAGUGAAACCUCAUCAGAUUGGCGGCAUCCGGUUCCUGUACGACAACCUGGUGGAGUCACUAGAAAGAUUUAAAACCAGCAGUGGUUUUGGUUGCAUUUUGGCUCACAGCAUGGGCCUAGGCAAAACUCUGCAGGUGAUCUCCUUUUUGGAUGUCCUCUUCCGACACACAGAAGCCAAGACUGUCCUUGCGAUUGUACCGGUGAACACCCUCCAGAACUGGCUUGCAGAGUUCAAUAUGUGGCUACCUGCGCCUGAAGCACUUCCUCCAGACAACAAGUCUGAAAUCAUGCAGCCACGCUUCUUCAAAGUACACAUCCUGAAUGAUGAACACAAGACGACAGCUGCUCGGGCCAAGGUGGUGGCUGAUUGGGUGACGGAGGGCGGGGUGCUACUGAUGGGGUAUGAAAUGUACCGACUCCUCUCCCUGAAGAAAUCCUUUGCCGCGGGCAGAAAGAAGAAGACCAAGAAACCAACUGGUCCAGUAAUUAUCGAUCUGGAUGAGGAGGAUCGACAGCAGGAGCUCUUAAAAGGGAUCGAGAAGGCCUUGGCCCGCCCUGGUCCCGAUGUGGUCAUCUGCGACGAGGGGCACCGGAUCAAGAACUGUCAUGCUAGCACCUCCCAGGCACUGAAAAAUAUUCGGUCACGCCGGCGGGUAGUGCUGACCGGUUACCCCCUCCAGAACAACCUUAUUGAGUACUGGUGUAUGGUGGAUUUUGUUCGCCCAGACUUCCUGGGCACCCGGCAGGAAUUCAGCAACAUGUUCGAGCGCCCCAUCUUGAACGGGCAGUGUAUCGACAGCACCCCACAGGACGUUCGGCUCAUGCGCUACCGUAGUCAUGUCUUGCACAGUCUGUUAGAGGGCUUCGUUCAGAGACGAGGCCACAGUGUGUUGAAAGUACAACUUCCCUACAAAGAAGAGCACGUGAUCCUGGUGCGACUUUCCAAGAUCCAGCGGGCUUUGUACACAGAGUUUAUGAACCGCUUCCGGGAUGCUGGGAACAGCGGUUGGCUGGGACUUAAUCCUCUUAAGGCUUUCUGUGUUUGCUGCAAGAUAUGGAAUCACCCUGAUGUGCUAUAUGAAGCCCUGCAGAAGGAGAACAUGGCCAACGAACAGGACCUGGAUGUGGAUGACCUUGGCACAGCAGGGAACAACACCCGUUGCCAGUCCCAGGGGAUGAAGGUCAAAGCCGAGAGCCACACCUUGGGCGCUCCUGUAGGAGAGGCCACCAACAGCAAGUUUCUGCAGGGGGUUGGCUUCAACCCCUUCCAGGAGCGAGCCAACCAGGUCGUCACUUAUGAGUGGGCCAAGGACAUUCUGUGUGAUUAUCAAACUGGAGUCUUGGAGAACUCACCCAAGAUGGUGCUGCUUUUUCAUUUAAUCGAAGAAAGCGUGAAGCUUGGAGACAAGAUCCUAGUGUUCAGCCAGAGCCUGUCUACCCUGUCUGUCAUCGAGGAGUUCCUGGCUAAGAGAUCAGUGCCCUGCCUGCCCGACUCAGAUGGGCCAGGAAUUCAGAACUGGGUCCGGAACCACAACUACUACAGGCUAGAUGGCAGCACCUCAGCCUCAGAGAGAGAGCGAUUGAUCAACCAGUUCAAUGACCCCAGCAGCAGCUCUGUUUGGCUCUUCCUCCUUUCGACUAGAGCUGGGUGUCUGGGAGUCAAUCUGAUCGGUGCCAACCGCGUGGUGGUGUUUGAUGCCUCCUGGAACCCCUGCCAUGAUGCCCAGGCAGUAUGCCGUGUAUAUCGCUACGGUCAGAAGAAGCCUUGUCACAUCUACCGCCUGGUGUCUGACUUUACGCUGGAGAAGAAGAUCUAUGACCGGCAGAUCUCCAAGCAAGGCAUGUCAGAUCGGGUAGUGGAUGAUUUGAACCCAAUGCUGAACUUCACCCGGCGGGAGGUGGAGAACCUGUUGCACUUUGUAGAAGAAGAGCCAGAUCCUACACAACUAGCACUGAAUACAAGCAAGAUCAAGGAAUCUGUUUUACAGUUUGCCUGUCUCAAGUACCCUCACCUCAUCACCAAGGAGCCUUUUCAGCAUGAGUCACUGCUGAUCGACCGGAAAGAGCACAAGUUGACUAAGGCAGAGAAGAAAGCUGCAAAGAAGAGCUAUGAGGAAGAGAAGCGAGCGUCCAUCCCGUACACACGCCCAUCCUAUGCUCAGUAUUACCCUGCGAGUGACCAGAGCCUGACUAGCAUCCCUGCCUUCAGCCAGAGAAACUGGCGGCCAACCCUGAAGAGUGACGACAAACCAGUAGCCAGCGUCCGCCCUGUGCAGUCCACCCCUAUUCCCAUGAUGCCUCGGCACGUCCCACUGGGCAGCUCAGGGACAGCCUCAGUAUCCAACCCAGCCAUCAACUUCCCCAUCAACUACCUGCAGCGGGCAGGUGUCCUUGUGCAGAAGAUCGUUACCACCACAGAUAUCGUAAUUCCGGGAACAAACAGCUCCACGGAUGUACAGGCAAGGAUCAGCGCUGGCGAAAGCAUUCAUAUCAUCCGAGGGACAAAAGGGACAUAUAUCCGGACCAGCGAUGGACGGAUUUUUGCCAUCCGAACAACUGGAAAACCAAAGGCUGAUGAAGACCGUCGGACAGCUGCCUCAGGAUCCCAGGGUCCAUCUCUCGAGUCCACGAGCAAUGGCAGACACAGUGCCUCAUCGCCCCAACCCCCCAACACGGAGGAAUUAGCCCGGCCCAUCUCUCCUGACAGUCCUGAGAUCAUCAGUGAGCUGCAGCAGUACGCGGAGGCUGCUGCCGCCCGUGAAUCCCAACACAGCUCGCCCAGCACCAACCCUGCCCUUUCCGGCCACCCGAUCCGGCUCACGGACGGCAAUGCGGUUCCCGGGACUGCUAGGGGGGCCGAGCCUCAUUUGGGGGGCCACUGUCUAGCCCAGCAUCUCCCCAUCCCCCUCCCAGCUUCAGACCAUGCCGGCGACGCUCACCCAGUGCUGGACUUAAGGGGCAACAAGCGCAAGUCCGCCUCCCCCGCCACCGCCGAGGAGCCAGCCUGCCGGCCGUCCAAGAAGUGCCAGCUGCCAGUCCCUGUGCAGCCAUAUGAACACGGGUACCCAGUUUCUAGCGGGUUUCCCCUGCCCUCCGUCUCCUUAAACCAUAACCUCGCCAAUCCCUUUGCCCCCCAGGCGGGGAACUCCUUAUACAUGGGCACUGGCUCAUCCUACUACCAGCUGCCUAACCUGCUGGCAGACCCCCACCUGGUUUUCCCAGUGACUACUGACCCUCUUCUGCCAGCCGGCCCCGUCAGCUCAUCCGCUGCUGCUACCUCAGUCACCGCCAGCAUCCCCUCCUUCAUGCUGAAUCCCCCUGUGGCAGGGGUGCUGCCUAACUACCCGCUUCCCUUCACGCAGUCACUCCUGCCCGAGCCCAGGAUGUUCGCGCCCUUCCCGUCUCCUGUUCUGCCGGGCAGCCUCCCCCGAGGCGUGUCUGUCUACCCCGGCUACAUGUCCCCCCACUCGGGCUACCCUGCUGGGGGCCUCCUGCGAUCCCAGGUGCCUCAGUUUGACUCCCACGAGGUCUCGGAGGUAGGGUGCAGCUCCAACGAAGAUGAGGAUAAGGACGAUGAUGUGAUUGAGAUCACGGGGAAAUAG
Messenger RNA from Tachyglossus aculeatus (Australian echidna), 4566 nucleotides. RefSeq names its product RAD54 like 2 (gene RAD54L2). Bases 130 to 4566 code for a protein of 1478 amino acids. The record is from RefSeq and is a predicted model, not a curated record. Gene Ontology annotation, molecular function: ATP-dependent chromatin remodeler activity; ATP binding; ATP hydrolysis activity. The transcript has 22 exons. Gene Ontology annotation, cellular component: nucleus. Lineage: Eukaryota; Metazoa; Chordata; Mammalia; Monotremata; Tachyglossidae.